Molecule: messenger RNA, 528 nt
Organism: Phytophthora infestans T30-4
Lineage: Eukaryota; Oomycota; Peronosporomycetes; Peronosporales; Peronosporaceae
Exons: 5
Coding region: 1-528 (175 amino acids)
Source: RefSeq, a predicted model, not a curated record
AUGGAUCGGCUGGCGCUUGAGAAAGAGGCGUUCGAGCUGCAUUUGGAGAGUUUUGAAGGCGACCUCGCAGGCACGCUGUUUGGCAUGCUGCAGGACGCGCGAGCGAAGGCGCACGACGUCAAUGCUCGCGAGACUGGUUUCGGCCUCCCACCAACGGAGUACACGUCGUUACUGCUCAAGCUGGAAGGAGACUUCGGGGAGCGAGCUUCGAUCGCUCCCGUUUCCGCUGAAGUCGCGCUGAUACUACGAGAGCGCACGGAAGAGUUCAUGGCGUACUUGCCGAAGGAGUAUUCGCUGCAGAAGAACUUGAGCGCGAUGAUUGCUGAGUGGGGGAAGGUGGAGUUUCAGACUGGGCCUUACCGGUCGACUGGUACGUGCCUGCUGCGGCUGCGCAGUACAGACGACAUUGUAGCCUUACUGGAUGGCCACUUAUUCAAGACGCAAACAAUGCGUGGCUCUUCCCAUCUUCAGCUCCGAGGACACUAUCGGAAAUAUGCCCACCGAGGCGCGUCCCUUUACCAGUGUUAA